Gallus gallus (chicken) is the source of this 8714-nucleotide messenger RNA. It is a transcript of the gene PAX5, whose product is annotated as paired box 5. Lineage: Eukaryota; Metazoa; Chordata; Aves; Galliformes; Phasianidae. Bases 701 to 1876 code for a protein of 391 amino acids. The transcript is spliced from 10 exons. Gene Ontology annotation, molecular function: DNA-binding transcription factor activity, RNA polymerase II-specific; RNA polymerase II cis-regulatory region sequence-specific DNA binding. The record is from RefSeq and is marked validated. Gene Ontology annotation, biological process: anatomical structure development; regulation of transcription by RNA polymerase II.
GGGGACAUCCUGUGAUGCUGCAGCGCACAGGACAUGAUCUCACACGGCGAGGGGCUCCGCGGCUUCUUAAUCAUUUCACGGUUCCUUCAGAGGCUUUUUUCCACCUAAAACGUUUAGUUUCAGCUCAGUGAGCGGCUGCAAAAGCUCUGCGGGGAGCGGAAGGGUUGAAUUAUUCUGACCUGAGAGAGCCACGAAAAAAAAAAAAGAGAGAGAGAGAGAGAGAGAAAAGGAAAAAAAAAAGAAAGAAAAAGGAAAAGGGGAAAGGGAAGAAAAGUGAAAAAAGAGAAAAGAAUAAAAGAGAGAACGUGAAGAAAAGAUAAAAGGAAAAGAAAGGAAGAGGAGAAGAAAAAAAAGAAAACAAAGAAGAAAAGAAGAGAAAAGAAGAGGAAAGAAAAGAAGAGGAAAGAAGAGGAAAGAAAAGAAGAGGAAAGAGAAGAGAAGAAAAGAGAAGAAAAGAGAAGAAAAGAGAAGAAAAGAGAAGAGAAGAGAAGAGAAGAGAAAAGAAGAGAAAAGAAGAGAAGAGAAGAGAAGAGAAGAGAAGAGAAAAGAAAAGAAAAGAAAAGAAAAGAAAAGAAAAGAAAAGAAAAGAAAAGAAAAGAAAAGAAAAGAAAAGAAAAGGGAAGGAAGGGCGAGAGGCAGGCAGCAGCACACUACGGACAAACUUUUCCUGUUUCCUUCCACCGACUCCUCCAGGAUCGCAAUGGAUUUGGAGAAGAUGUACGCGGCCCCGCGGCCCGGGCGCACAGGACACGGAGGUGUGAACCAGCUGGGGGGCGUUUUUGUGAAUGGCCGCCCCCUGCCCGACGUCGUCCGGCAGCGGAUCGUGGAGCUGGCGCACCAGGGGGUGAGGCCGUGCGACAUCUCCAGGCAGCUCCGCGUCAGCCACGGCUGCGUCAGCAAAAUACUCGGCAGGUAUUAUGAAACCGGGAGCAUUAAGCCUGGAGUGAUUGGAGGAUCAAAACCAAAGGUCGCCACACCCAAAGUUGUCGAAAAAAUUGCAGAGUACAAACGCCAAAAUCCCACCAUGUUUGCCUGGGAGAUCAGGGACAGACUCCUCGCGGAGCGAGUGUGCGAUAACGACACCGUGCCCAGCGUCAGUUCAAUUAACAGGAUCAUACGGACAAAGGUGCAGCAGCCGCCCAAUCAGCAAGUCCCAGUCUCCAGUCACAGCAUAGCCUCCACAGGCUCCGUUACCCAGGUGUCCUCUGUCAGCACUGACUCCGCCGGCUCGUCCUACUCCAUCAGUGGGAUCCUGGGCAUCGCCUCUCCCGGCACCGAGAGCAACAAGCGCAAGCGUGAUGAAGGUAUUCAGGAACCUCCAGUACCCAAUGGCCAUUCCCUCCCGGGUAGAGAUUUUCUUCGGAAACAGAUGCGUGGAGACCUAUUCACCCAGCAGCAGUUGGAAGUGUUGGAUCGAGUCUUCGAGAGGCAACAUUAUUCUGACAUCUUCACAACAACAGAGCCCAUCAAACCAGAGCAGGCAACUGAAUACUCAGCCAUGGCAUCAUUAGCUGGAGGACUGGAUGACAUGAAGGCCAAUAUAACCAGCCCCACUUCUGCAGAUUUAGGAGCAAGCGUUCCCGGACCACAGUCGUAUCCUAUCGUAACAGGUCGCGAGCUGGCAAGCACAACCCUCCCAGGAUACCCACCGCACGUCCCCCCUGCUGGACAGGGCAGCUAUUCUGCCCCUGCGCUGACAGGAAUGGUGCCUGGGAGUGAGUUUUCUGGGAGCCCAUACAGCCACCCACAGUACUCAACGUACAACGACUCCUGGAGGUUUCCCAAUCCCGGACUUCUGGGCUCUCCUUACUACUACAGUGCUGCAGCCCGUGGAGCAGCCCCACCUGCAGCUGCCGCUGCCUAUGACCGCCACUGACCUCGGACCCAAAGCUUGAGCACUUAUCACAAGAUACCGCCUGGGACAACUGCAUUGAGUCACCUUGCUACAACCACGCAAGUCAAGGAGGAGGAAAGUAAAUAGUAGGAACAAGCUCAUUGAAAUUUUACCCUUAAGACUCUGCAAACUUAACGUCGUUGUUUUCUUAAUUCUGGUGAUGCUGUCUGGGUCUCAAAUGAAGCAAAGAAGUAGGAGGACGUGGUUCUCCUGGCACAUCAUGCGGUCAUAGAAAUGCAGUAGUUUGAUGUUGCUUGCAGCUGCCAGGCUACUGCUUUAAUCGCUGUGGGUACCACGGCUGUAACUGGGGAUAAGGAAGAGAUGUGGGCCUCCCUGUGCGGGAUAGCUUCCUCUUACUGCACACUGAGACAGGCUGUGAGACUCAACACAAGCUUUUUUAAUUAUUAUUAUUGGUUUUUUUUUUCUUGGUUCUUUUUUUUUUUUUUUUUUUGUGUGUGUGUGUGUGGCAAAGAAAGAUCAGUCUGCUCAAUUUUACACAAGCAGCACUGUAAAUACUUGCUUGUUUGUACUGCUAUGAGAGUGACUUAGCGUAUGCUAAGCUUAUGCAGCAACAUUGUACAAAUCUAGGCUCAAAAUACAUCUGAAGAUGUGUUUUGAAACCGGUGCACUGAUUCAAAGAAUUCAGUAAGCUUUAAGCAACUUUGAACCAGGUUAACACUCAUUGUGGCUAUCUUUCAGGCUGUUACUGCUGUACAGCAUCCUAUCCAACAGCUGUGUGUAAUCACGCUAUCUGCUGGUACCAAACCCAUGGGCAUCAGAAGGACGUGGGCAAUUUUGUCACAGUUUAUUGCCUAAUAUUAAUUUGUGCUCAUUUGUAAUUACAGUGAGCACUGAAACAAAUUCUCUGGUUUCAAGUUAAACAGCAUUCGGGAAAGAAUGAUAGCAGACACCUUACCUACAUCUCAAUGGGUCGUCUGCUAAAACCCAAUGAUGGGCACCCUGAAAGAAAGGGGGAACGUAUGGCCAUAAUGAUUUCUGUGAAGCGGACGUAUUGACCAGAGUAUACUGAACACAUGGGCAGACACACCUGCUUUCUGAGCAGUACUGGUCAGGGGGGUCUGUCCAUUUUAAUGAAGGCAUCUCAAGUCAUUCUAAUAACACAGAGGAAAGCAAUUCUGAAUUCAGGACUCAAGUCAUGGAGAUCUUUGUCCCAUUGAUCCUGCAUUUCUUGCCCUCCUACUCAAGGAGGGAGCACUGAGGUGACAUUUCAUUCAGUGCUCACUGCUUCCCGGGGCUACUGAAGAAAGCAGCUUUCAAACGACCUGGCAAGCAAUACACCAACCAUUGCUUUUUUCCAGGAAACUGGGAAAACUACCCCCAGUGCAGCUACCUUUUGCCAUGUAUUAUGGUGUGCAUGUGCCCAGCCACUCCUGGAAGCAAGGGGAGAGCUGACCUUGCUGAGACCAGACUUACCUGCAGCCUCUGACUGCACGCAGUGCCCACAGCAGCCCUGCUUCCUGCACUGAUGAGCGCCAGCACCGCAAAGGGACCUGUCUGUGUUUCCCUGCGUGCUUCCCAAAGCUGAUUGUUGGUGGUGCCCCACGAAUCAGGUAUUUGCGUCCAGUUUUACAAGUAUUUCUUUGAAACUGCAACGUCUGAGCUAACGUUCCUCCCUCUUCUCCUCGCUGCCAGCACCUUGUGUGCCUGCCAUCAGUGAGCACUGACAGCCUCUGUGUGCUCCCCAGUCUCAGUGGCAUGUUUCGUACGUUCUCAUGCUACGAAAACACAGCUGUUAGUUUCAGGGUUCCAUGCUAGAUGUUCUCUGGUCCUCAAAAGCCAUGAUGAUACCUAGGUCCCACUGGCUUAAACGGUUUCCCUAAUCCAGAAUUGAAUUCUGUGAGCACGAGACGAACUGACCUGCAAGAAAAAUCGUCCUUUUCAUUCCUCAGCACUUGAUACCUGGAACACAAACAUGCACACGCGUUUUUAACUGAAAAGCACAAAAACAUCAUCUAGCCGGGGAAUUUGCUGAAGCUUUGCUUUGGUGUUACCUUUUCUCAGUUGUCAUGGCAGACUGCGUGCCUGUUUGCACCCCAGUGGCUGUGUGGGGAUUCUUCACACGUGCUCUUGACUGAGGUGUGCACACCACAUGCAGGGGCAUAUCCUGAGUACACCUGCCUUUUCUGUAAGCUUGGGUAGUUAGAAGGUCAUCUGACAUUAGCUGAAGAGGCAAGAAACAAACAUCUGACAGUAUAACAUGAGGGUGUGGGCUAUGCCCCCAAAGCGAGGGUGGGGGUGAGCUAUACAAGCUACAGAGAUGCUACUUGACCAUUGAUGAAGCUGGUCUCAAAGCUUGUGCUUGUGUCUUUCCAGUGCAGGAAGAGCAGCUCUUGUUGAUUACGUGUAUGCGCUUUCACCAGUUCUGAGUGCUACCCAGCAAACAUUUCUUAAAAGCUUGUUUUUUUUAAUUCCCUGGUGGUAAAUGGCUUAUAUGGCUUUAGGUUGGAUAACACCAGGAAGGCUGAACAUAAGACAUGAAACUUCAACAGAUGUUGCUAUGCUUAGGACAGAGACUCUUUUAGUUAGUCUACAGACUUAGGAAAAACGUGGUUUGUAUGUAGGUCGCUCCGAAAGUAAUGCCACCUAUUCGUUCCCAUGGAAAUUACAGUGGCUAUAAAGAGCACAAUACGCUGUUUGGUAGAGCAGAUUCUCAGCUACAAAACACUAUCUGUCAACACAGCCACCACUGUUAACCAAUUUGAGUGGAUGAGCUUAUUGGGAGACUCUUCUUUUUGUGGUGUGACAGCUGUGCAUAGCUAUUCAGAGCAUGGCUUGUCUUUCAAGUCAGUGUCACUACUGCUGAAACGCAACACCCACUGCUUCACCGUGCUCACAUCCACUCUUUGGUCUCUGUGUAUGUUCAGCAAGCAUCUAUGAAUGUCAACUGCUGCAAUUAUUAUUAUUAUUAUUAUUUUUUGCACGGAGGAGUUCAGUGGCACAACUUUGCUUCAUACGCACUUCCACAUCAGACGUCGUUUUGUCGGAGUGCCCCUCUGCUGCCGUCUGUCUUAUGGCAACAAAAUGGAACAGAAUGUCGGUGUGAAGGUUCAACCUCUACUAUUAUAUCACCAACAUCCACCUCUGAUAUCGUGGGCUAACGUAAUAAGAUAGGAAGCUUUACUUUUGGAGCAGCCCUCAUACAUUUCAUGCCAAGGAUGCAUGCCCGUGGAUUAAGUGAUGUAAGGUGCUUACACUCAGCCCUGAUUUGCCUUAGUGCUUACAUCAAGAAUCCUUAGGGGUUGGUCCUUGGCCAGAGUUGUCUUGCAGUGAGUGCACUAUGGUGGCCUCCAUCCUCUGAGCCACAGCUUGGGUGAAAGGCAGAGAAGGUGCAGGUACACAGGCCUUGCACAAGUCUUCUCUCUGCCUGUGCACUCCAGCUCGCAAUCAUGGCGAUGAACCACAGAUGCUCACCCUUGCACGUGUACAUCAGUGACCUGUGUCUGUUCCACCCCCUGCAAGCACUGCUGAGGAUCCAUGCAGAUGUGGCUCGUUUAUAUAUGCUAGGGCUGUUUCUCUGCAAGGAACACAAGCAGGGUUUAGCCUGCUGACAUGCAUGCCAUCCAUACUUCUAGAAAUCACACUUGGCAGUGCUUUGUAUUUUUGACAGUAGCACAGUCAACUAUGUAUACGUCCUCUCCAACAGCCUGCAGCAGGCCUGGCUGAGAGGAUGUGAGCAAGGCCCUUAACGUGCACGCACUGUUCACACUUGCUGGCUGCAGGGGAGGAUGUAGAAUGAAGUGGAGACCGUAAGUGAGUGACCACUUGGUGUUGCAAAGGGAUGGGGACGUGAUGAAUGCCAUUAUUAAUCUGCUGAGGCUGGUUCAGAUUUUUUUCUGGAGUAGUUUCAUGGGUCAUUUUCACGCACCCAGAGACACUGGUGUUGGGCAUGGUCGGCGCUGCUGUUGUUUGGUUUGGGCAGGAUGUCCUGCAGCAUGGCACAUCAUUACCAACCCCUUGCAGAACUCAGCCCCAUAAAAGUGCCUUCAGGCAGUUCCACCACUGAGCUCCUUCGUGCAGCUAGAUGGAUGGUGUUUCAGUAGUAUGCGCUCCAGCAAUUGCUUCCAGCACUGACUUAAAAAUAAAGACUGAGAGGUGGAGAGAGAAGAUAUUGACAUAAGAUUGAAUCAACAGAGGCUAUGAGCUGGUGUUACUUGAACUGUCUUGUUGAGGAAACCCUUGGUCCUGUGCUGUAAAUGUAGCCAUAAAGAAGUCAUGUUGUGGGCACUGAGUUUAGCAUUUAGGCCCAAAGAUUUGACUGCAGAGGCACUGUUGUAAGACGGCACCUAUCACCUGCAGAUUUAAGCACAGCUCAAGACAGGAUCCCUAGACUAAAAAGUCUUUGAUAGCUAUCAGGUCAGAAAUAUGCCCCAGGACCUGGGGCCAUGAGGUCAGAAAGCAGGUGUUUCAUUCAGAUACACAGAGAUGUCAAAGUAGAACUUUCAGGAAUGGUGGGACUGCAGGCUCUGGGGAGAGCCUUGGUGUUGUAGGCUGGUGUGAAGGAAACAGCAAAGGAGGACAGAGUACCAGGAGGAAAAAAAAAAAAAAAAGAAAGAAAAAAGGAACAAAAGGGAAGAGGCAAGCUGAAAGGAAAGUGAAGUUCAUCAGAGAACUGCUGGACUUCUGUAAUCUUUCUUCUAACAUACAUGUUGCAAUGGCUGUGCACUGCGGAGGGCGCAGAGGAGUUCACCACUUGCUGCACUGCAGAGUAGUGGCAGCUGCUUUCUGCUGAUACACAUUCUCCCAUACACUGCCUUGGACUGAUGGGAUUGUAUUCUAUUUUAAAAUAUUCUUUAAUUUUUUCUCUUCUACAAGUCCUUUAUCAUGAAAGAGAAUUAAAGCCAUGCUAUGAUGUUGCUUAUUUCCAAGCACAGCUAUCCAAUAGUUCCAAGUGUUACAGCACACAGCUUAGAUAACUUGUGGGGUUGGCAGCUGAGGCAAUGUGGAGGCUUCAGCAAAAUGUCCUCCAUGGUGCUGUAUUCUUUCCUGCACGUAUAUGCACGUGUGUGUGUCACUGGGACAUUGUGACCAUGAUCCGUGAUGGGAGCACAGCAUUAAACUUGACCCAUCCUGUGACUCCGUCCCUGCAGUGCUGGGAAAACCUGCUUCUUCUUAUGGAUUCACUGAGAAAAUGACAAGAGAGGUCCAGAUGGCCAGCAGCUCCCAGGCUCUGCCCUGCAGUCUUGAGCAGAGCAAAAGCAGUGCCAGGUUGGGCUGCUUGCAGUGACACAGGCGCUGGCUCUCAUUCUGAUCCCUAGCAGUCACUCUGCACUGAAGGUAGAGAGCUGAAGGGCAGCGAAUGGCUCAAGACUCUGGCAAGAGAAGUGCUGGGCCCCUCAGACAACCCACUUGAUUAAAAACAAGUAGUAUUUCUUUUCUGGUGGAGUUAACCACAGAAUCACAGAAUCAUUAAGGUUGGAAAUGACCUCUAAGAUCAUCUAGUCCAACCAUAAAUAAGGCUUGCAAGUAUUGAGCAAAAAGCAUCUUUGAGAGGCGCUUGGUGCAAGCCAAGUGUUGUAUCAGCACGGUAGCGAGUGUGAGUGCUCGUGUGCAGAGAUGGAUGUGUAUGCACCCGUGUGUGCACUUGUAGGCCCAUGUGCACCUGUGGGCCUAUCCCCACUCCCCAGCGCCUGCUGACAGCCUUGCCGUGCAACUGGUGACCGCGCUACUGGACUCCUGCAUCCAGGUUUACUACUCUCACCUUGUAAAUCGAGAUGGAAAAAUGGUCAGUGGGUGUUUAGAUCUUUCUAUUUCUUCAUUCAGCCUUGUAGUGCAAAGAAACUUUGUCCUGGAUUUUCACUUUCUAGUGGCCUUUGUACAUUCUGAAGUUACAGAAAAUCAUUUCAUUGCAAAUGGAAUUUAUUUCCAAGAAAAAAAAAAAAAAGAAAGAAAGAAAGAAAGAAAGAAAAAGAACAGGCUUUUUUUUUUUUUUCUUGUUUCUUUUUUUUUUCCUUAGAGAUAAACUACUUUCUAUUAGGACCUUCUAGCAACAAAGAAAUACAUAUCUAUCGUAUCCACCAAAGUCUGCAACGCCUGCAUUGAAGCUUACUUCUUGUAAGAGGAAAAGAAAGAGAAGGAAAAAAAAAAAGCCUCCUUUCCUUAAAAAAUGCAUACAAACAGAAAAAUAAAAAACACAGAAGAAAACUCAUAAAAAUAACUGCUGAAUUGCCUUUGAAAGUAGGGGAUAACAUCUGUUGCAAAACAGAUGAAAAAUUGCUUCUUAAAAUGUGUAUGUUUUGUAUUCUUUUUUUCUAGUAGGAAAAGAACAGACUUGAAAUUUUGGUGUUUUUCCUUAGUGCUGUGUGUUGCUUUUGUGUGUUAUAAUAUUUGAAUGUAAUUACAGCAGUGCCAAUUUGCCAAAGAUGUUGAACAUUACUUUGGGGAUUUUGUUUUGCGUUUUACUUUGGGGAGAGGUAAAGGGGCGGUGGGCUGGGCAGUGGGCGUGCUGAGGUGUGGGUCACAAGGGAUGGGUCUUUUCCAGGUUUUUUUUUUUACAUCUUUUUUUCCCCCUUCCCCUUCUCCCCCCUCCCCCCCUACCCCCGAUUCUUUUUCUUGUCGAAACUGAAAUCUGUGGUUUUAUUCUAAGUUAAAUGGUUGACUGCAACACGUUUUAUUUUUAGAUUAGUUGAAGAAACAUGCAAUAAGAUUGGCGUAGUUCAAUAUCUGUGUGUCUUUUCAUGAGAGUGACUGUUACUUGUGGACAUUCGAUUUUAUGUAACCUUUAUGUGAGAUAAUUAUUUGUAAAUAUCUACCAUAAUUUUAUUGGUUCCUAAAAUAAAAGUAAUUUUUUUAAGUUCCAAAA